AUGAUGAGAAGGAUCUACGAGAAAUCAGAAAUGACUAUCGGCUGGCUCGGUCUAGGAGACGAUGAAGGCGAGCAAGCAAUCCAAUUUAUGAGGAUGUUAGCAAAUCACAAGAAAAGAUUAGAUUUGGUUCACCACAGAAGAGUAGGCGGAGAGAGAAGAGCGAAAGAGGAAGAGCUAGGGAAUGAAUUGAGUGACGGGAGCAAAUGGGCUGCAUUAGAGAGGUUAUUAUUAAGGCCUUGGUGGACGAGAGUUUGGACACUUCAAGAAUAUCUUGUCCCACGAAAAUUCGUCUUUCAGUGCGGGUACGAGACCAUAGAUAGACGCAAAUUGACUGCAGCAAUGAGUGCAAUCAGCUCAUGCAGGAGAAUCGAUGAGACAUUGCUGGCCCACAAAGCAUUUGAAGCUCCAUGGAUACGUCGUCGUAUAUUCCAAUGGUGUCAAAGAGGCGCUCCGGUACAAUUGAUUGGGUUGAUGGGAUACAUUUCGAAUUACAAAGCUUCUGAUCCCAGGGAUAGAGUUUAUUCCGUUCUCGGCUUGGCUGCGGAUGGAUUUUUGGCUGACCCGCCGAGAUAUCAGGAUAGUUUUGAAAGGGUUUACUCGAAUUUAGUCAAGAGUUUUGUUGAGAAACACAAGAGUUUGGAUAUUCUCUGCUUCGUAGACCGAUUCCAUUGCUUAGAACAUUCGCAUGGCCAGCCAAGACUCCCCUCUUGGGUACCAGAUUGGAGAGCUGAUGUACAGCCAUGGAUGGUUCCUGCAAUAGCUGCUCAAAGUGGUGCAAAGAACGUCGGAAACCUUCGCCCUUUAAUAUUUUUGUAUCCCGAGGGAAACAAAUACGAUGUUUUUAUGGCUGGAAAAAGCAGGGCCCCUCUAAAAUACAAUUUUUCCAGCGAUUUCCGGAUACUGACCUGUCAAGGAGCCUUUGUAGAUCUUGUCGACGGUAUUGGCGGCCUCAAGGUAGUCUACACAGACGAAGAUAAGACGAAUGACGAAGUCGCCAAGGUGUAUCAGAGCGUCGAGUCAACAAGCAUACACGGAACAUCUGAAGCUUCUCAAAUCAACGCCAAGUUAUUAAAUCAAGCUGAAUUGGAUUCUGAACAAGCACCUAGAUACAUGGAUCACAUUUUUCGCUGCUUGAUGCUUAACCGGCAAGACCGAUAUCUCAGUCAGGAUAUACCAGCCAAGGAAUUUUCGUAUCUAGAAUUCCAAGCGUUUUGUUUUGCGGCAAUGACAAGACCAGGUGAUGUACACCCCCUGUUUCUCGAUUGGUUUGAACGCAAUCGGACACUCCGAAUCGGUUCCCACUCACUCGAGCAGAUAUACAAAGCGACACCACUUCCGAACUCUGAGUUCCUCACUGAAUACGAUUUUAUGGAUAUCUCAACCAACGAACAAGGAUUCAUUUCGUGUUUCAGAGAUACCACCAAAUGA
Messenger RNA from Botrytis porri, 1428 nucleotides. RefSeq lists its product as uncharacterized. The coding region runs from base 1 to 1428 and encodes 475 amino acids. The record is from RefSeq and is a predicted model, not a curated record. NCBI's taxonomy places the organism in Eukaryota, Fungi, Ascomycota, Leotiomycetes, Helotiales, Sclerotiniaceae. The transcript has a single exon.